AUGCAAUUACCUCCUGGAAACGAUUUUAAUGCUACCUGGGCCUUCUUGGAAGAAGGUCUCGAUCAGAUUAUGUGCCGUUUUGAAGAAGGUCUUUCACGUACACGUUAUUCUAUCCUUUAUAGUGCUGUUCAUAAUUAUUGUGCCAGAAGCGAUUCAACGUUGCAUAAUACUAUCUCCACAGGAGGUGGACUUACUUCACCUGCACCUGCGCCUCCUCUCAUUGGUGGAGAAGUCUAUAUGCAUCUCAGUAACUACUUAAAGAAUCACCUAGAAAAUAUCAGAAAAGAAUCCGAACAAUACAUGGAUGAAUCCUUAUUACAAUAUUAUACCAAACAGUGGACUCGUUAUACAGCAGCAGCACGCGUAGUCAACAAUAUUUUCAUGUACUUGAAUCGUUAUUGGGUGAAACGGGAAAUUGAUGAAGAUAGAAAGAGCGACGUAUAUGAUGUAUUCACUUUGACACUUGUGAGUUGGAAAAAAUACAUGUUUGAAUAUGUUCACCAUAAUGUUAUUGCGGCUGUCCUUAAGCUGAUUACUAAACAAAGAGAUGGUGAAGUUAUUGAGACAGGCUUGAUAAAGAAUGUCGUUGAAUCCUUCGUCUCACUUGGUUUGGAUCACAAUGAUUCUUCAAAAUCAAACCUGGAUGUCUAUAAGGAAUAUUUUGAAAAAGAAUUCUUGGAGGCAACUGAAGUUUAUUACAAAACAGAAUCAGAAAAGUUUGUUAGUGAAAAUAGCAUUCCCGAAUAUAUGAAGAAGGCUGAAACAAGAUUGAAUGAAGAAGAAAAUCGUGUUCAAAUGUAUCUUCAUCCUUCUAGUCAGAAAUCUUUAAUACCUAUUUGUGAGACAGUUUUAGUCAAGAAUCAGGAAGAAGUGAUUUGGGAUGGUUUCCAAACUUUGCUAAAUGAAGAUAAACAAGAUGAUCUUCAUCGUAUGUAUUCACUCUUGGCUCGUAUUUCUGAUGGUCUUAAUCCCCUGCGUGAAGGUUUCGAAGUACAUGUCAAGAAAGCUGGUCUUAGUGCUAUUGAAAGAAUUUCGUCACAGAAUGCGAACGAUGUCAUUGAUCCUAAGAGCUAUGUCGAUACCUUAUUGGAGGUUCACAAGAAAUACAACGAUUUAGUACAUUCUGCCUUUAACGGCGAAGCUGGAUUUGUAGCAGCUCUCGAUAAGGCUUGUGGUGAAUUUGUGAAUCGCAAUUCUGUCUGUAAGGGUACUUCUAGCAAAUCACCUGAGUUGUUGGCUCGUUUCUGUGAUGGUUUAUUGAAGAAGAGCGCUAAGAAUCCUGAAGAAGACGAAUUAGAGGACGUGUUGAAUAACGUCAUGACCGUGUUCAAGUACGUCGAAGAUAAGGAUGUAUUUCAAAAGUUUUAUAGCAAGAUGCUAGCCAAGCGUCUUGUCAAUGGCACUUCCUCUUCAGACGACGCUGAAGGCUCUAUGAUUUCUAAACUGAAAGAAGCUUGUGGUUUCGAAUAUACCUCCAAACUACAACGUAUGCUGACAGAUAUGUCGCUUUCCAAAGAACUUAACGAUCAAUUCAAGGGCGUCAUGCAACAGAAUCCUGACAUCGCUCACGGUGUCGAUUUCAAUAUUCUUGUUCUUAGUGCUGGUUCUUGGCCUUUAUCUGCUCCUUCUACUUCUUUCAAUUUACCAGACGCUAUUGUCAAAAUGUAUGACCGAUUCCAAAAGUUCUAUCAAAACAAGCAUUCCGGCCGUAAGUUGAAUUGGCUCUUCCAACUUUCUAAGGCUGAAUUAAAAACAUACUACUCGAAAGCUAGCAAGGUUGGUUAUACCUUUAUGGUUUCUGCUUAUCAAAUGGGAAUCCUUCUUCAAUACAACAACACCGACGUUUGUACUUAUGAAACUCUACAACAAAGUACUGCUCUUUCUCCUGAAGCUUUGAAUCCUGCUCUUGGUAUCUUGGUCAAGGCGAAGGUCCUUCUACUUAAAGAUGGCGAGAACGUAGGCGAUGCAGGUUCUCGUUAUGUUCUUAACCAUGACUUUAAGAGUAAAAAGUUCCGUAUCAAUCUAAAUAUGCAAAUGCGUGUAGAACAGAAGCAAGAAGCCGACGAGACGCACAAGACCAUUGAAGAGGACAGACAAUUUGUGAUGCAGGCUGCUAUUGUUAGAAUUAUGAAAACUCGUAAAGUGAUGAAGCACGUUGCUUUAAUCGAGGAAGUCAUCACCCAGCUGCAAUCAAGAUUCAAGCCGCGUGUUCCUGCUAUCAAGAAAUGUAUUGAUGUCUUACUGGAAAAGGAAUACAUUGAACGUGUUGAAAAUCAAAAGGACAUGUACAGUUAUGUUGCAUAA
Mycotypha africana is the source of this 2304-nucleotide messenger RNA. Its product is annotated as Cullin. Lineage: Eukaryota; Fungi; Mucoromycota; Mucoromycetes; Mucorales; Mycotyphaceae. Gene Ontology annotation, cellular component: SCF ubiquitin ligase complex. The transcript is spliced from 6 exons. The record is from RefSeq and is a predicted model, not a curated record. Gene Ontology annotation, biological process: SCF-dependent proteasomal ubiquitin-dependent protein catabolic process; protein ubiquitination. Gene Ontology annotation, molecular function: ubiquitin protein ligase binding. Bases 1 to 2304 code for a protein of 767 amino acids.